CAGGCAAUGGAUAAAAUUUGUCGCUCUCAGUUACCGGAUUCUUCCUCAUCACCACCACUGAGUGGCAUCGGAUUCCACAGCUUUGACGAUGAGCUGAUGGCCGAUCUACCGUCGUGUGUCUAUGCGCAGCAUCAUCAGCUAAACACGGCACCUGGGAACGGGAAUGGUGCGGCCAGCAGUAACAGUGUUGGGCAUAGUAGUAGUCACACGGGUAAUGCACCCAACCUCAGACUGAAUCCCAACAGUAUACGACAGAUGCAGCAUCAGUAUCUGCACCAUACAGAAUGUCUGGACUCAUCCACACCGCCCAGCCCAUCCCUAUCGACGACCAUGGGAAAUCAUCCGUACAACCCACCACCGUACAAAAUACAACGUCAGCAGACGAAUGUUCGCGAGCGCAAACGAAUGAUGCGUUCCGCGCCGAAUGGCAGCAUUAAUUCGGCGUUCGAUGAGCUUCGCGUUCAUGUGCCGACCUUCCCGUACGAGAAACGGCUCAGCAAGAUCGACACACUACGGCUAGCGAUUGCUUACAUUGCGUUGCUGCGCGAAGUCCUGGAAGCGGAUUACGAUCCACUGACGUACGUGGAAAAGUGUCUCCGGGGAGAAAUUAAGGCCGAUCGGGCACACUGGAACACGAGCGAUUUAACUGCACGAUUGUCGUGGAUCAACUGGGAAAACCUUGGCGUGCAUCCGGGACGACGUACCAUCCUCACAUCACUGGCGCUUGGCUCCUCAGAAAGUCUUGCCUGUGGCCCACCGCCGCAUCUGAUCUAA
Anopheles maculipalpis is the source of this 774-nucleotide messenger RNA. RefSeq names its product basic helix-loop-helix transcription factor amos (gene Fer2). Gene Ontology annotation, biological process: developmental process; regulation of transcription by RNA polymerase II. Lineage: Eukaryota; Metazoa; Arthropoda; Insecta; Diptera; Culicidae. Bases 7 to 774 code for a protein of 255 amino acids. Gene Ontology annotation, molecular function: RNA polymerase II transcription regulatory region sequence-specific DNA binding; protein dimerization activity; DNA-binding transcription factor activity, RNA polymerase II-specific. The record is from RefSeq and is a predicted model, not a curated record. The transcript has 5 exons.